Molecule: messenger RNA, 945 nt
Organism: Galeopterus variegatus (Sunda flying lemur)
Lineage: Eukaryota; Metazoa; Chordata; Mammalia; Dermoptera; Cynocephalidae
Gene: CALHM4
Product: family with sequence similarity 26, member D
Exons: 2
Coding region: 1-945 (314 amino acids)
Molecular function (GO): monoatomic cation channel activity
Source: RefSeq, a predicted model, not a curated record
AUGAGCCCAGCUCUCAACAAUAUUAUAUCUUCUCUGCAGAGAAGUGGAACAUUUAUCAAUUCUUUAAUUGCGGCUUUGACUAUUGGUGGACAACGACUGUUCUCUUCUUUCACGUUCAGCUGUCCCUGUCAGGCUGGGAAAAAUUUCUAUUAUGGUUCUGCUUUUCUCAUCAUUCCUGCCUUGAUCUUUCUGAUUGCUGGCUAUGCUUUGAGAAGCCAAAUGUGGACAAUGACCAGCGAAUACUGCUGCAACUGUGUCCCUCCUCGCCGGAGAAUCAGCCCCCUGGAGCGCAAGCUGGCUUGCCUUCGGUUCUGCAGCAUCACCGGGAGGGCACUUGUUGCUCCGCUAACAUGGCUGGCGGUGACCCUGCUGACAGGCACCUACUAUGAAUGUGCAGCAAGUGAGUUUGCAUCUGUGGACCAUUACCCCGUAUUUGCUAAUAUCAGCACCAGCAAACGAGAAGAGAUACUAGCUGGGUUUCCAUGUUGCAGAUCAGCUCCUUCUGAUAUGAUCUCAGUAAGAGAUGAAGUAGCUCUUAUGCACAGAUACCAGUCCCAAAUGCUGGGCUGGAUUUUGAUCACCUUGGCAACCAUCGCUGUCCUGGUGUCCCGCUGUGUGGCGAGGUGCUGCUCCCCCCUCACCACCCUGCAGCAUUCCUACUGGACCAGGCACCUCCAGAAUGAGAGAGAGCUCUUUGAACAAGCCGCAGAGCAGCACUCCAGGCUCCUCAUCCUGCGGCGCAUUAAGAAACUAUUUGGCUUCAUUCCUGGGAGUGAAGAUGUCAAACACAUCCGAAUUCCUUCACGUCAGGACUGGAGAGAGAUUUCAGCACCCAGUUUUCUAUGCAUGGGUGAUGACUUGCAAGGUCACUAUAGCUUCCUUGGAGACAGGGUGGAGGAAGAUAAUGAAGAAAACAAACCAGAAGGUAUUGAAUUAAAACCUUGA